AUGUCGGCCCCCUCAACUGGUUGCCACCGAAAGGUUGCCUCUCAGCAGCCUACGUGUGACGAGAUCGAAUCCGCAUCACGCUCAAAGAUCCUCACCGAAGCCGAUUGCUACUCAGAACUUGGAUUUUCGUUCCCAUCCUCUAAAAAAUGGACGAUAAUCAUUGUCAUAUUCCUCGUGCAGACAACCAUGAACUUCAAUACCAGCCUUUACUCCAAUGCCAUAUCCGGAAUCUCCGAAGAAUUCAACGUGAGCAAGCAGGCGGCUCGUUGCGGUGCAAUGAUCUUUCUCAUCUUAUAUGCCUUCGGGUGUGAGCUCUGGGCACCCUGGAGUGAAGAGAUGGGCCGGAAACCUAUCCUUCAACUGAGUCUUUUCCUGGUCAACAUAUGGCAAAUCCCCGUCGGUAUUGCUCCCAACUUUGCUACCAUCAUGGUUGGUCGGGCUCUUGGUGGGAUCUGUACAGCCGGCGGCUCCGUGACGUUGGGAAUGAUAGCAGAUCUAUGGGAGCCUGAAGACCAGCAGUAUGCAGUGGCAUGUGUGGUGUUUUCGUCUGUUGGUGGAUCAGUCCUUGGUCCUGUGGUCGGGGGCUUCGUGGAAGCAUACCUCCCGUGGCGAUGGAACAUCUGGAUCCAGCUUAUCUUCGGUGGCUUCGUCCAGCUGGCUCAUUUGAUCCUCGUUCCAGAAACAAGGACAUCGGUUAUGAUUGAUAGGAUUGCCAAGCGGCGGCGAGAAAAGGGGGAGAAUGUGUACGGCCCGACUGAAUUGAUACCUCUCAAGGACCACUUCUCAGGGAAGGAGAUUGUCGGGACCUGGCUUCGACCGUUCCACAUGCUGCUCACCGAGCCCAUCGUGCUGUGUCUCUCCCUGCUAAGUGGCUUUACUGACGCUCUGAUCUUUAUAUUCAUUCAAUCCUUCGGACUCGUGUACGCACAAUGGAACUUCAGUGCCGUUGCUGUUGGUCUUUCCUUUCUUCCCAUCAUGAUAGGCUACGUUAUCACCUGGAUCAUGGUCAUCCCAGUGAUCAAACGCAACAUUCACGAACGUCGCAGCAAGCCCAACGACGAGAGGGCCCAAUACGAAUCUCGACUCUGGUGGCUUCUUUACACUGCCCCGUGUCUUCCCAUUGGACUUAUUGGUUUUGCAUGGACAAGUCUUCCGCAGGCACAUUGGAUUGGCAGUAUGUUCUUUUCAGCUUUGGUCGGAAUUGCCAACUUUAGCAUUUUCAUGGCCACCAUCGACUACAUGAUUUGUGCUUAUGGUCCCUACUCGGCGUCUGCUACAGGAGGUAAUGGGUGGGCUAGAGAUUUUUUGGCUGGUGUGUUGACUGUACCUGCGACGCCCUUUUAUGAAAAUAUUGGUGGGAACUAUCAUUUGGAAUAUGCGUCGACGAUUCUAUUCUGCAUAUCCUUAGUCCUUGUCGCGACAAUUUAUGUCGUCUACUUCUAUGGACCUACCCUUCGCAAACGAUCACCGUUCGCCCAGAAGCUAUUGCACGCUAGGACAGACAUACACGCAACAAUGGAACACAGAAAGUAG
Aspergillus neoniger CBS 115656 is the source of this 1533-nucleotide messenger RNA. RefSeq names its product MFS multidrug transporter. Lineage: Eukaryota; Fungi; Ascomycota; Eurotiomycetes; Eurotiales; Aspergillaceae. Gene Ontology annotation, molecular function: transmembrane transporter activity. The transcript is spliced from 3 exons. The record is from RefSeq and is a predicted model, not a curated record. Bases 1 to 1533 code for a protein of 510 amino acids. Gene Ontology annotation, biological process: transmembrane transport.